Juglans microcarpa x Juglans regia is the source of this 1452-nucleotide messenger RNA. Its product is annotated as GDSL esterase/lipase CPRD49-like. The record is from RefSeq and is a predicted model, not a curated record. Lineage: Eukaryota; Viridiplantae; Streptophyta; Magnoliopsida; Fagales; Juglandaceae. The coding region runs from base 535 to 1305 and encodes 256 amino acids. The transcript has 7 exons.
UUCCCUCGAACCGAGCUUCCUUCUUCUCUCCUCUUCACCAUUUUAGUUCCAUCCAGUGUCCAGAAACCCCAAGAAGGAUUUUCUUUGCUUCAUUUCUGUUUUCGGCAUUUGAGAUUAUUUUGGGAAAUACAUGUCCCACGGUUGCUGACUAGAGACGCACUGGCCUUUUCCGACAUUCGGGAGGGGAUCUUGCAGUUAGAGUGAGAUGCAGAGAGCUUCAACUUUGUGGCUCGGCAUGAAGUAAUCUUCUCCUUUGAUCUACAGAACGGUGUUCCUCUUUUCCAGCUAAAUGUGCUAAAGUAUUUCGAAAGUUUAUGUGUCGGUGCCAUUAACGACAGCACGUGCAGCUUUUUCUCCAUGCGUAAGAACAUUCAAUAGAUACACCCAUGCCGAUUGCCGAGUAAAACAAUAUCAAUAGCGUACUAGUAUUGAUAUUAUUGUCGUGCUGGAUCAAUUGCUCUGUCCGACACUAGUUGGUGUUGGGUUUUGGUUUUUGGAGUUGUUCUCUCGAGAAAGAACCAGUUUUGGAGAGAAAUGGCGGGACCGGCGAGGCCUCAAUUCGUUCUUUUCGGAUCCUCCAUUGUCCAAAUGUGCUUCGGCCAUGGUGGUUGGGGUGCCGCUCUCGCUGAAAUCUAUGCUCGCAAGGCAGACAUUGUGCUGCGAGGGUAUUUUGGGUGGAACUCACGACGUGCUCUCCAGGUCCUUGAUCAGGUUUUUCCGAAGGAUGCUGCUCUACAGCCUUCCUUGGUGAUAGUUUAUUUCGGCGGUAACGAUUCAAUGGGGCCUCACUCAUCUGGCCUUGGCCCUCAUGUACCACUUCCUGAAUACAUUGAGAACAUGAGAAAGAUUGUGACUCAUCUCCAGAGCCUUUCAAAGCAAACACGCAUUAUUGUUUUAAGUAGUCCUCCUGUCAAUGAGGCCAAGAUUCGUGAAAACAAAAGUGAGUUUGUAAGUGAGGUUGUUAGGACAAAUGAGUUAUGCCAGAGUUACUCAGAAGCUUGUAUAGAGCUGUGCCAAGAAAUGAGUGUGAAGGUUGUCGAUCUUUUUACUGCACUUCAGAAAAGAGAUGAUUGGAUGGAAGCUUGCUUCACAGAUGGGAUUCAUUUAUCAGCUGAAGGGAGCAAGAUAGUUGUUGGGGAGAUACUGAAGGUUCUCAAGGAAGCUGACUGGGAGCCAUGUCUACACUGGAAGUCUAUGCCGACAGAAUUUGCUGAGGAUUCCCCAUAUGAUCUUGUCGCUGCUGAUGGAAAGACAACCUUGAAUCCCUCGGACUGGACAUACCACAUGGAGAAUCAGUGGGACUAGUUUGCAGAAUCAAACAUAGACGACAAUAAUAAUACAUCUCUCUCUCUCUCUCUCUCUCUAUAUAUAUAUAUAUACAUAUACACAUAAACUUAUUGUAGUUGGUUAUUCAUCAUUCAGGAAAUUAAGGGCUGGUGUGUUACAAGCUAA